Messenger RNA from Truncatella angustata, 1854 nucleotides. RefSeq names its product CAIB/BAIF family enzyme. The transcript has 2 exons. The record is from RefSeq and is a predicted model, not a curated record. Lineage: Eukaryota; Fungi; Ascomycota; Sordariomycetes; Amphisphaeriales; Sporocadaceae. Gene Ontology annotation, molecular function: catalytic activity. Bases 128 to 1771 code for a protein of 547 amino acids.
UACCCGCGGUUUGUGCCUCUCGCCGUGCCCGUCUUAAAGACAGAUAUAGCUGGCGAUUUCGAACUACAGACGCAGUUCUUUUGUCCUUAACCAAGUGGUCUAGGAAGCAGAAACGUGACAAACCACGAUGGCAGACUAUACAAUCCAGAAGGAAGCGUCGCGCAUCUUUCGAGACGUUCUGCUCCAAGAUGAGCGCCUCGGUCUCCCUUCUGAAGUGCAUGAAGCGGCGUCCCGAACCAUAAUUGAUACCGAGACACCGAUCGCCAAGCCGUUCCUCCCUGCGCCGACAAAGGCCAGCGAGACAAGUACAGCGCUCUGGGCUCUUCUUGCGACGUACGGGAACGCGAUCACGAAGCAGCGCUUCGGCAUCGAGCAGUCGGUCACCAUAAACAGCGAUGUGGCAACGCUAUUCAUCUUUGCAUUCAUGCUGAUCAAGUUUGGGGACAAGAGCAUCGACGACCCCAAGAUAGUGCCCCGCUACCAGAGGUAUGACCUGCAUAAGCAAUAUCUGCCAUGGCGGCGGCUCUGCACCAAUGUCUAUCCAACUAAAGAUGGAAGAUGGUUUCAUCUGCAUGGGAGUCUCGACUCAACGAAGAGUUUGCAGAUGGUGGGGCUUCCCGCUCAUGACGAUGAGAAAGAUGAGUUGAAGAUCAUCCAUCGAUAUUGCGACAAGAUCAGAGAAUACGAUGCGGAGUGGCUUGAUAUUGAGGCAAAUGAGCACUGGAGACAAGCAGGGUGCAUCGCACUGACAAAGGAGGAGUACCUUGCGGGUGAACAUGGUAAAGUGGUCGGGCAGGACCCGAUAUACAUAGUCGAGGCAUUCCCAGGCAAAACAUUGCCGCCGAUUCCGUGGCCGGAAAUCAAGAGUAAGGACUUUCGACCGCUCGAAGGGAUCAAGGUGCUCGAUCUCACCAGAGCCAUAGCUGGACCAACCAUUGCCAGGCUCGCGGCGCUUUUUGGGGCCACUGUAGUACGAAUAUCUAACGAUAACUUAUCAGAGUUGGGCGCUAUCUUGGUUGAAAGCAACCUUGGAAAGACAGACGUCGAUCUAGAUCUUAAGUCUGAUUCGGGCCGUGUAGCUUUGCUUGGUCUGCUUGAAGACGCCGACGUAAUCCUUGAUGGGUUUCGGCCUGGCGCUCUUGACCGUCUCGGCUUUGGCCCUAGAUACGUCCAUGAGUUUGCAAAAAGACGGGGCAAAGGGAUCGUAUAUGCACGCGAAAAUUGCUAUGGUUGGAAUGGCCCACUGUCCCAUCGUAGCGGUUGGCAGAUGAUAAGCGAUGCAGUGGUUGGUCUGUCCUGGGAAAUGGGUAAGUGGGUUGGUGUAGAUGAACCAAUCGUACCACCUCUGCCGAAUGCCGAUUUCCAGACGGGCAUCAUCGGUUGUGUGGGGAUUAUGAACGCGUUGGAUAGAAGAGCAAGAGAAGGUGGAAACUAUCUAGUAUCCAUGUCCCUCAACCAGUACAAUAGCUUCUUGUUGUCUGUAGGGUCUCAAUCCCCGGAUGCCCAGGAAGAAUUGCGGGAGAAAUGGAAGGAUAUGGAUUUCCGUCACUAUGACAACAUGAACAGGAUCUUGCGAAAGCUCGUGCCGGCGAUUCCGAAAAAGGUACCAGAAUUAUACUCGUCGACGUAUUUCGAGACAAUAUCAGCGGACUGGGGCAUAGGGCAAGAAAUGACCAUCCUCCGUCCAGCCGCAGAGUAUGAGUUGACCAAAUUGAGGUAUACCCGUGGGAGUUCCGAGAAAGGAGUACACCGUGCAGAAUGGUCAGAGUAAGAGUGUUAGAGAAGAGCCCAAAUUUGGAAGGCAAAGAGUACCUAGUGUUGAGCGCCAGGUGAAUUUCAUCGUACAAUCUUUAU